AUAAUUCAAUCAUAACUUUGAUUUCUCCGUCGUUGCUACGCUUCCUACUUGUUCAAAGGUUCGAUUUUGAUUCUUACAACAAUUUUAGUACUGAUAUUCUUUGUCUUUGUUUUGCUUGAUUUGGGUUCGAUCAUUUUCUCUCUUUGCAAUUAGGGUUUUUGAGUUGCUUCUUUUGCACGCUUUCACAGACUGUUUCCUUAUCGAUUCGUUAUCUUCUCCUUUGCCUGCUCUGUAUUGAAUAAAAACGGCUACUUUCUGUUAACUUAGUUUUGCAAUUCGAUUCAAUUUCGGAAACUUAUCCUCUAAUCCUAAAUUAAUGUGUUUCUUUUUUCUUCGUUGUUAACAGUUUGAAAGAUCAAAAGAAGAAUGAGGGUUGAUUUUUCUGAGCCAGAGUGUAGAAACUGUUACCAUUGUCGCAACUCAGCCAUACUUAAUCCUCAAGAAUCCAUCACUUCAGUGCCGGUUAGUUCCGGACCAGUUCAAGCUCUUGGACAUGCUUCUGCUGCUAUUGGUUCAACCUCAACAUCAUCUCCAGUUCAAAGUUCUUCACCAUUCAGCUUUGGUUCCCCUACUGCUGCCAUCACAUCCGUUAGUUCCGGACCAGCCUUUCAAGCUCCUGUACAAGCUACUUAUGGUUCUGCUUCUGGUGCAUCUGCCACUUCCACAUCCUCAACUUCAUCUCCACUUCACAGUUUUUCACCAUUCGGAUUCGCUCCUACUGUUACAUCGGUUAGUUCUGAACCAACACAAGCUCUUGGUCCAACCACCUCUGGUUUCGGUGUAUCUGCUACUCCCACACAAGCUCCUUUCCAAGCUACUUUUGGUUCUGGUGCGUCUACUACUUCCAAACCCAUUAGCUUCCUCCCAUUUGGUUACGUCCCACCACCUCCACCGAGCGGUUCUUCACUGUUUGGGCCAACGCAAUAUAUGCCUUGGAGUAUUAAUUCUUAUUCUACAGAGCGCGGUGUUGAAUGGGCCUGGGUGAGACCCGAUAUUGCUGUCUUGCCAGCAUCUUCCUCCUCUACUAGUACAGUAGUUUUUGGUACAACACCAGUGAGUGUUUCUUCACUGUAUGGGCCGUCCCAAGAUUUUCCCAAGAAUACUUCUGUCUGUGCUUCAAGCACCCCAGCACCUACAAGGUGUGAAUGUUCUUUUGCUAGACCUAGUUUUGGUUCCUCGCCAGCAUCUUCAUCUUCUAACAUUUUCGGACCAAACCCAUCGACUACUGCAUCAGUUUUUGGUACAUCUGCAACGAGUGUUUCUUCACUUUUUGGGCCAGCACAACACCCACUAAGUUACUACUCUGUUGGUGGUUCAGCCUUCGCUGGUGUUAAAACAUCAUCUCCUCAACCUUUUGGUUUCAAUGGAGCUACUACUCUGUUGCCGAGCUCGCAUGAUGAUGAUGGACAAAAUAUAUCUGCUUCCAACCCUUAUCUAGACAAAAGCCCUGACGAAUUAAGGUGGGAAAAUUACAAGAAAGGAGUUAAAGGUGGGUCGUUUCCUGCUGCUCCUACCUCUCCCAUAGGCUCAAGGCCAAACGCUGUUUUUUCACCAUCAACCGUGUCGCCAUCAAUAUUUACUUCUCCAAGCGUACCUGAUCAUCAUCAGAGGACAAACUUUGGUAAAACGCAAGGAAACUUUACUCGUCCUGCUUUUGGUUUCUUCCCUGCUUCUGCUGGUGGUGCAACAACAUUUUCACCUAGUGGUUUCGGUCAACCUAAUGCGCCUUUCACUGGUUUCGGUUCCCAGUUUCCGAGUUCUUUUUCAUCGUUCUCUACUACAUUUCCUGCCGUAAGCUCGAGUGUUCAGAGACCCCAUGAAACAGCUGCUGUUUCUUCCCCAGCAUUUGGAUGCACAGUGUGUGGAGCAACAAGUAGCUCCUCAGCUUCUGGUCACUUCACCUUUAAUGGUGCCACAACUCCUCCAUCAGCUGCUACAACUCCUCCCGGGUUGUUCAUUCCUACCACUAGUUCUGGUUCUAUGAUGUUUGUUACAACCCCUGCUGCUCAAGGCACAACUCCAGCACUUCAAGCCUAUCCUGUUCAAGGUUUCAUUCUUCUCCCAUUCGCCGCCAUGAGUCUGCAGUAAUUUCUUUACUCUCUGCAUCAAACUCUGUCUUCCAAGUUGUAGGACUAACUGACUAAGUCUUUGUUUUGAUUAAGAAACAAAAAAAAAAAACAAUUGUGUCAAAUUUAUGAUUGUUUUUGUAAAAAUAUUAUCAUGGAUGAAAGCAGUUUCAGUUUUACAUAUUCUUCCUUUGAAUGUACUAUAAACAUCAUUAUUUUGA
Molecule: messenger RNA, 2287 nt
Organism: Arabidopsis arenosa
Lineage: Eukaryota; Viridiplantae; Streptophyta; Magnoliopsida; Brassicales; Brassicaceae
Source: the annotation of a GenBank genome assembly